Molecule: messenger RNA, 954 nt
Organism: Anopheles coustani
Lineage: Eukaryota; Metazoa; Arthropoda; Insecta; Diptera; Culicidae
Product: venom allergen 3-like
Exons: 3
Coding region: 22-807 (261 amino acids)
Source: RefSeq, a predicted model, not a curated record
UGUUGCAGAGCAGAUAGAAAGAUGGCAAGGUGGAUUUUCGUUCUCGGAGCCCUGUGCGGUGUAAUUGGUACUCUACAAGGGCAAACUAACUACUGUACCACCAGCUACUGUACCGGAGGUCGAACAAACGUGGGAUGCAACCCUCCACCAUUGACUGGCGGACCGCUCUGCGCCGGUAAAAAUCCUGCUGUCAUCGAAAUGACACCGGCUCGUCAAACGCUGAUUCUCAAUGAGCACAACACGCGACGCUCGCAAUUGGCUUCGGGUCAACUCUCACCAUUUGCGCCUGCCAAGCGUAUGCCAACACUCGCCUGGGAUGCCGAACUUUCCAAACAGGCUGGCAAUAAUGCACGCUCCUGCGAUUACAAGCACGAUCAGUGCCGCAACACGGCUGUGUAUAGUUAUGCUGGACAGAACCUGGCUAUUUCAUAUUUCUACGGCAUGACUAAGACUGUCGAAACUCUGAUCACGGAGGGUAUUGCGAGUUGGUGGAGCGAGUAUAAGGACACCACGCAGGGGCAGCUCGACAAGUAUCCUAGCGGCUACACUGGUCCCGCCAUCGGACAUUUCACCCAGAUGGCUAGCGACCAGACAAACCGAAUCGGAUGUGCCAUGCAGUACUGGAAGAAGGACAAUAAGUGGGAGACGUACUACCUCGUCUGUGACUACGCGUUGACAAACAUGAUCGGCAGUGCGGUCUACAAGCAGGGUCCCGUCGCAUCCAACUGUACUACGGGAGUCAACACUAGCCCUGGGCUGGGCGGACUAUGCAAGCCGACGGAAGUUGUCAAACCAGUACCUAACUAAGAUGCAGAGUAGGUUAAGAAACCCCAAAAUUGAGACACAUCAGUUUUCACACCAGUUACUAAUGAAAAUGUGCGCAAAGCCUAGGUGCGAAGGCUUAUUUGCACAUGUGAAAUAAACUUGAGUUAAGAUGUGCCACGCAAGGUAUAC